Messenger RNA from Chaetura pelagica (chimney swift), 471 nucleotides. RefSeq names its product nicotinate phosphoribosyltransferase (gene NAPRT). Gene Ontology annotation, molecular function: nicotinate phosphoribosyltransferase activity. Lineage: Eukaryota; Metazoa; Chordata; Aves; Apodiformes; Apodidae. The transcript is spliced from 6 exons. The record is from RefSeq and is a predicted model, not a curated record. Gene Ontology annotation, biological process: NAD+ biosynthetic process.
AUGGGGCCUGAGGGACAAGGGGAUGUCACCUACCUGUGCUCUGUCCUGCCCAGCACCACUGAGGAUGCCUUCUUUGACUACCUGGCCACCCUGGAUGCCUCUCAGGUCCUGUUCCUGCAAGUGAAGGGGCCUUUGCUGGUGGUGCAGCUGCUGGAGACCACCUUGUUGUGCCUGGUCAACUACGCCAGCCUGGUGGCCACGAAUGCCACUCGGUUCCCACUCCUGGCUUGUCCGGACAUGAAACUGAUGGAGAUCGGGCUGCACCACGCACAGGGCCCAGACGGUGCCCUCUCAGCUUCUUAGUACUCCUACACUGGGGGGAAGCACUACUGCAUCCGGGUGCGUGGCACCAUCGCCCCUUCCUUCAUCAUGUCCUUCAGCUCCCAGGAGGAGGUGCAGCCCUGUAAUAAAGAUGGAAUGAAAAGCAAGUGCUUGACCAACAAAGAUGGGGACAGCAAGUGCCAAAAGUGA